GAUUUGACGAUUUAUAAUCCUAACACCCAAGUUAAAUUAAUUACAAGUCUGCGUUAAGAGAGCAAGCUUAGAUAUUGUUCACUUCGCUCGACCAACCUCGACAGAACUAAUAACUUAUGACAGAAAUGGGAAGUGCAUUGUGUCUAUGAAUAACAAGCGCACAGGGUCCCCCUGUCAAGCGUUCCUAGGCCUUCCCACAUACGUCUCGUAGAACACUAGCCUGUUAGCUAAACACACUGGCCGCUUUUGAACUUCACAGGAGAAAGUAAAGCUCGCGAGCACAAGGGAGUAUAACAUGGCCUGUUUAGGCUUCGAGAAGAGGGGUAACUAGGUAAGGCGGUGCUAGAUGACGCCUACAGGUCACCCGCGGCCAACCGUUUAGAGCUGUGAAGCGCGCUUAAUGAGACAUUAACAGCCCUUAGCCGGGCUUAUCCGCGUAUUGAUAGUAGACCGAAAGGCAGAGAAGCCAGCAAGUCGACUCGCUUGUUGUCGGUGGCUAAGUGCACACGAGGGCGUAUAGAGCAGGGGUGCAUCUCCUCUCACGAAGAGCUGUAAUUAGAUUAGCUCGAACUGACUAUGUCAUCUCACGUGGCCCAUCGCAUUUACUCGCCAUCUGUUGUACUAUUUAUUAUUCUAUUAACGAUAAACAACAGCUGCUGAAUGCAUGCUAAAAUUCCAUGUGAAAAUGCCCACAAAGAGGGGCUCUGCGAAGAUUGCACGACCCGCGCUAUGACGGUCUCCCAGGCUCUCGCUGCCGAACCCUUUCAUGAACAAGGUAACUAAUUCAGCGCACAGCUGCAAAUGAAUAACUCACCACUGACUUAAUUUGAUUUUAAGAAGCCAUAAAUGGAUAUAAAUUCUGCAUGAACAAGAGAAUUUGCUCAGUCACUCAAGAGCGAGCAACGAAUCACAUCUCUGCAGAUUUGCCAUUUCGUCUCAAGUUUAGGAUUACUCAUUUGCUGUCCAGCUCAUUUCACCUCGAUUUUCUCGAAUUUCCCCAAGACUGCAGAUCAUCAGGAUUUCUGGCCACUCCUUAUGGCUCACCAAAUUCCAUUCCACUUGCAAUUUCAAGGCCAUGGCGGGCUUAACCAGCUUGGAGGAGCAUUCGUAAACGGCCGGCCGCUUCCCGACUACAUCCGGCACCGAAUCAUUCAACUAGCGACAUACGGCGUGCGACCUUGCGAGAUCUCUCGGCGCUUGCUCGUGUCGCACGGGUGCGUCAGCAAAAUCCUUGGCCGGUACUACGAAACCGGAUCCAUCAGACCAGGCUCAAUUGGCGGAAGCAAGCCUAAAGUCGCAACACCCCCAGUCGUUAACAAAAUCUUACAAUACAAGCAGCAAAACCCGACCAUUUUCGCCUGGGAGAUCAGAGACAGGCUAGUGGAAGAGGGCAUUUGCGAUCGGGAGAAUACGCCGAGCGUGAGUUCAAUCAACAGGAUCUUGAGGAAUAAGGCGGCAGAGCGCGCUGCGCAGUUCGCCAUGCUAGAGAGGGAGCGCCAGCAUCUCGCAUCACUCUACGGGCUGCACCCCUGGGGAGCGGUACCAGACACGCCCAUGCAGUGGGGCUACCCUUCGUUUCAUCACGGUAGUAGCCCGCCAACAUCAGAAGAGCGGAUGGCGCUACAGCAGGAGUUGGAUAGGAAGAUUCUGGCGGACAUCUAUAACGAGGAGAGGAUGGCCAAGUCUCCUGGGUACGAUCACGAGGACGUGAAGGAAGCGCACAAAUUGCGUGAAGAUGAUCUGAGCCCCGAACGAGAGAUGCGCGAUCUGCAUCGUGAAAGAGAAGAAACGGAAUCAAUAACCAGUCACACAGAAGAGCGAAGCACGAUAGAAGAUACUGACAGUCAUCGCCAGUACGAGCCAAGAAUCACCCACGAAGAAGUCAGAGACCGAAUGGACGAGGCUGCCGACAGCGACACGAACGCUAACGACGCCAGCACCGACGAUGAACGAGGGAAAGACGAAGACCCGGCGACCAAUCAGAAACGCAAACUGCGUCGGAACCGCACAACGUUCACUCCGGAUCAGCUUGAGAUGCUUGAGAAAGAGUUCGAGAAAUCACAUUACCCAGAUGUAGCCACGAGGGAGGAGCUUGCUAACAAGAUUGACAUGUCAGAGGCGCGGGUCCAGGUCUGGUUUUCAAAUCGACGAGCAAAAUGGCGGCGUCACCAAAAGAUCAACAACAUACCUCAUUUGAGCCCACACUCACUAGUGGGCAGCUGUUACCCGAUGUGCAGAGAAUGCGACAUGGCAAACAGGCAGUGCUCUAUGAUCAGCAGCUAUGAUCCAACGCUCAAUUCUCUUAACUUGCUACCAAGAAGGGAUACUUCGUCCACGUCGACGUCCCUGAUGACUUCAGAGACACAAUCGACUUCCGGUUGCGGACAGGAGUGCUCGUGCUCGCGAGUUUAGUACGCAUGCUUUUAGACGGGAAAAAGGAAGGACUUGUGUAGUUAUAGCAGAUUUCUAUAGAAGCGAGAUGCAUAUAAGCAGGGUCUUAUGUAAAUCUUUGAGUUCGCUUAAUAUCUUGAAAAACAUCUUUAGUUCGCUUUUUAUUUCAGGAAUAGUUAUCAGAGAGCCACCAUGACCUAGGAGGCUUGCGUUUUGUUUCUCAAAAUUGAAUUGGAAUAUUUGUACAUAGAAAAAUAAUAAAAUGCAGAAAUAUACUAA
Messenger RNA from Nematostella vectensis (starlet sea anemone), 2670 nucleotides. RefSeq names its product paired box protein Pax-6. The transcript has 5 exons. Lineage: Eukaryota; Metazoa; Cnidaria; Anthozoa; Actiniaria; Edwardsiidae. Bases 1036 to 2412 code for a protein of 458 amino acids. Gene Ontology annotation, biological process: regulation of transcription by RNA polymerase II; anatomical structure development. The record is from RefSeq and is a predicted model, not a curated record. Gene Ontology annotation, molecular function: DNA-binding transcription factor activity, RNA polymerase II-specific; RNA polymerase II cis-regulatory region sequence-specific DNA binding.